Varroa destructor (honeybee mite) is the source of this 3626-nucleotide messenger RNA. RefSeq names its product leucine-rich repeat-containing protein 40-like. Gene Ontology annotation, cellular component: cytoplasm. Gene Ontology annotation, molecular function: protein binding. Lineage: Eukaryota; Metazoa; Arthropoda; Arachnida; Mesostigmata; Varroidae. The record is from RefSeq and is a predicted model, not a curated record.
GACUCAUGAUAAAACUAACUAAAUGUUGUAGAACAUCGCGCUAGAAAGGUAGAGUUAAAGCAAUGUUAACUCAAAAAUGAUAAAAGUAGUGGUUUAUAAUAUGGAUGAAUUUCUGAGAGAAGCGAAAGGCGCCUGUAUAGAAAACGUAAUAACAGUGAACCCAGACUAAAAAAAUCUACGAUGAUAGUGUCGCAUGAUCGGUUUACAGUUCCUCAAAACAUUGCCUGAAAGUGACUUCUGUCGAUUUGGUCAAUUUAGUUUUCUUUCCGCUUUCUUAUUCGCUUGGAUCGCACAGAUUACGGCUCGUAACAUUAUCGGAAAAAGCUCCAUGUUGUAGACUAAGUUAUCUUCGCAGCCAGUGGCCUAAUUUACGACAAUAGCGCGAACAGGAGUUGCUACCAGAAAGCUUCACCUCGUUCACACUGUGAUAAAUAAUAUAUAUGAGUGAUUAAUUAUUCUACUGGGCGCUGCCAUCUUGGAGUCUCUGUCAUUUUGGCGGAAUGAUUUGCACUUGACGGAUGUCUAGUUUAUACCGAGUUAUAGGUUAUGUCUCGUGUUCCGUUUCGCCGACCGCUUAUUCGAAAGCUGGCCUCGACUCCAGCUAACGAUGGAGAGCCGUUGAAGAACCCCGAGGACAUCAGCGCCGCAGUGAUUCAAUUGGCGCGAAAAAGUGGCCAGCUUAACCUCCAAGGCCGGGGCUUAACUGAAAUUUCACCGAUGAUCUGUAAUUUAAAUUUCCUAACAGAACAAGAGAUCCGGGCAAUCGAUGUAAGUCUGGAACGAAGUGCCACCGAGGCAUGGUGGGAUCAGCAGCCGUUGUCUAAACUUUUUCUUGCGUCCAAUCAAUUAAUAACACUUCCUGCGGAGAUUGGCCAACUGGAGCACCUCACUGUCCUUGAACUACAGGAUAAUGUAAUCAUGACCCUACCCAAACAAAUGGAAGCGCUUUCAAAUCUUGUAAGACUCAAUUUGAGUCGGAACAAAAUGACUGAACUGCCGGAUUGUAUUUGCCAUUUCAAGGACCUCAAAGUUCUUCAACUUCAACACAACUCAAUCGUAUCAGUCAGCGACAACGUAAAUGGUCUUAUCUCUCUUGACGAGCUCGACCUUAGCCAUAACAAACUUAAAGGCUUACCGGAGUCGUUCACGUUUCUAUCAAAAACUAAACGAAUAGACUUGUCUAACAACAAAAUUGAAAGCCUUCCACCUGAUAUGGAUUCUCUUAUUCAGUUACGCUGUCUGGAUGUAUCGAAUAAUAUGCUUACCGAGUUACCUGAAGGCUUGGGUCGUUGUAGUCAUUUAGAACAGCUGAUCAUUCGUCAGAAUAAGUUGACUUCUUUACCACAAUUUGUGCGCGAAAAUCAUCUCAAGGAGCUCAGCGCGAGCUUCAACGCCAUUGAGGAGUUCACGCCCGAGCACUGUGAAACGUUCGUCGUACUCAAGAUUUUAGAUUUACGAGGGAACAAGUUGCAAUCCGUUCCUGAGGCGAUCACUAACAUUCAAGGCCUCGAACGACUUGACCUCAGCAACAAUGACUUGAGGAGUUUGCCGUACUCCAUCGGCGCUCUCAAUCAUAUGAACUCCUUACUUGUAGAGGGUAACCCGCUACGAUCCAUCAGGCAAGAUAUCCUUCGGCGUGGUACCGUUCAUCUUAUGAAGUACCUUCGUGACCGCCUCCAGGAGACUCCAAUGCAAGACAAGCUCCGGGCAUCUCUCGGUGGGGAUGGCGAAGACCUAUUAGACUCAGUUGAUCGCUUCACACUCAAAUCGUCACGCACACUGGACUUUUCAAAUAAGGGUUUGAACAGCCUAGAUGACAAGGUGGUAGACCUAGCUUGUGAAGACAAGGUCAAUCAGCUUGUCAUGAGCAAGAAUAGUUUUCUUGUCGUUCCCGAUACCCUUGAAAGACUAGUUGAUCAGCUGUUGGAAGUGGACUUCAGCUUUAACAAACUUACAAAGGUGCCUGAGUUUUUAGGAAAAGCGCAAUAUCUCCAAUACCUAAAUUUGCAGAGCAAUCAACUCCAAGAUCUUCCAGCUGAACUGGGCUCACUGAAGCUUAUUCGUGAACUUAAUAUCAGCCAGAACCGCUUUUCUAAGUUACCUGAUUGCAUCUACAGCUGGAAUCAAUUCGAGGUAUUGAUUGCAUCGGAAAACCUGAUUGGAACAAUUGAUGUCCACAAACUUUCACAGCUCGAACAACUGACAACACUCGAUUUACGCAAUAACUCUAUUGCGCUGAUACCACCGGAACUUGGCAAUCUACGUCAAUUAAAAAGUUUGCAAUUAGAAGGUAAUUUGUUUAGAAAUCCUAGGCCAGCAGUAUUAGCUAAGGGAACACAGCACCUCUUAGCGUACUUACGAGAUAGGAUUCCCUGUUGAUAUUUAACUCCUGAACGGAGUGGGAAUAAGGUUGAGGAGCUUCAAUGCACUCCGCAUAAUCAUUAGCAUUUAUCAUCUCAUCAGAGCGACGUCUCUCGACUUCAAGACAGACUUUACGUGGUUAUUACUUCAUAGGAAUUAUUUUUAUAAAGCCCAAAAAUAUUUGCGCUGUUGUUUCCUUUGCAUACAUCAUUCAUACCAGAUAUAUUGCUAUUAUGUCUAUGACAUUAAAUGACAAAUGAUAUUUCUUCUGAUAGUCUGGCAGUGCUGUUUGAAACGGCAUAGAAUACUUGAAAUAUAUCGUGCACCUUUCUAAGAAGUUGGUCUGUGAGAAGCUUAAACUAGACGUUUAGUACGUACAUACAGACAAAGACUAUUGGAGCGUGGUGCACCCAACAUCACAUUGCAAAAUGACAAAAAUACGUAUUGCACUUGUUUUUAUCAGAGGUCCUUAUCGCACGUAGAAAAUUUUAAAGCAACUAGUCCAAAAAUACAUUUGUAGAAUACGUUGAUAAUUAGCACAAAAUACGUCGUACGUACAUAAACCUAAUAUGCGUUUAUCUAACAUUGCAUUGAAUGACUAGCAAAUUGUCUAUUUCACGCUAUGUCUUUGUUUAAGUAUUAGAAACUUAUAAUUAUGGUCAGCUUGGAAUUCUUAACUAAUCAUAGAACUUUCGCAAUUAGAUUAUCUUUAAUAGUUACUCGCCAAAAAAUGACAAUUGUUUUUACUAAUUUAUCAAGUUGUUACCGGAGCUAACUUUAUACUUUGGUAUUAUAUGUGGCAUUAAUAUUAUUACUAUUAUUAUUACAUAUUACACAUGCAGAUGUGUAGUUUGAAGUGCCGUAAGUACAGUAUAGUGAGGUGAUAACAUGUUUGCUUAUGUAACUUAGGGGCCCGUGGUGGUCUAGGUUCGAAGCCGGGCAUAGCCAUAUUUUGUUUUGUGCUGGAUGCCGGUCGUUUGAAGCGUCGUCAAAUGGCUUACGUAUAAGAAAAGAACCUCGAAACAUUUAAUCUGACUGGCGAAAGUACGGCAGUGUACUUCCGUAGAAAAUACGCAAGAAGAAAUCCACAACUUAGUAGAACGUCUACGUCUACUACAUAGAAAAAGCACGAUGAAGUAUAGACUGAUGAUCUAGUCUAUUCCUUUGUUAAGUAUUGUACUGUGGCUGAGGCCAUGGCGCUAUUUAGGAAAGUACUUUCGUUGAAAUAAACUUGACUAGCGUUUAUGUGUUGCUGAAAGGAUUAA